CGGCGCCCCGACUCACCACCGCACAGCAUCUCCGGGGCUCCGGCGUUUAGCAUCGAAAGAUCGGGCUUGUUUUGAAUAGGACGUGUAGAGCUGGCUUCAGCGCGCGGAGAUAUGAAAUUAAUAGAGAUGGAAAUCGCGCCCGAGGGGAAGAACUUUCGAUUGGUAACGGAAGAGGAACUCCCGGCGGUUGGCGAUGUGCUAGUGCAGUAUAUGCCUGAAUCUCUUAAGUUUCACCAGACGAUUCAAACAUAUCUAAACAACAAGGUGUGGGACUUCCAUUUUUAUGUCGCGAAGAAUUGGCCUGAGGACCCAAUUUGCCUACACUUCCCCGGAUGUACUGGAUCGCCAAACAUCGCCAACGACAUAUUCGAGAGCGUGACCGUAUUCUGCCCGUCGGAGCGCGCGGAGCUCGUCGACCUCCUGACGUCAGAAGACGUCCUGCUGGACCUGACGCAGCCACUGUACCUGAACUUCACGCACGAGGCCAUCGUGAACCGCUUCGAGCGGGUCUACGAGGCCCAUGACAAGAUUACUGGAGACGUGUAUGCGUGCGUCACGCCGCCGCCGGAUAAUACUGCUGAUGAACUCCCACCGGACGUGGAGCUCCUCCGCCUGCAGCCCGAAGACAUGAAGGCCGUGUACGACCUCUACCCGGCCAGCGACAUCGAAUGUCGCGAGGUCUUCGAAAAGCUGGUGGCUGAGCUACCAGCCUAUGGCAUCUUUGUUGAAGGACAGUUGGCGGCGUGGAUGGUGCAAUCGUAUUACGGCGCAAUGUUCUCGAUGCAGACUCGUCCGGAGUUCCGCAGGAAAGGGUACGGAAUCUACCUAGCACGGCGCCUAACCAACGAGGUGGCGGCGCGCGGCUACAAGCCGUUCGUGGUGAUCCGGCCGGAAAACGACGCGUCCCGCAACCUCUACCUGAAGCUCGGCUUCGAGAAGCGCUUCCGGACGGUGCGCGCCGUGCUCCGCCCCCGUUAGCCGGACAAACGUUAAUCACUAGCAGAUUUUAUUUUUUUAACAAUUUUGAAAUCAAAUUUAGCUUGCGAUCUUUGAUCGCUUAGAGAAUUUUAGUAGUAGCUUUAAGAUUGAACGGCGGGCGCUCUCGGCUUUGCGUCUUUUUGGGCAGUCUUUAAACGUUCCAAACGUUGAGACGUCAGCUCGAUUAUGAGCAUCCCAAAUUCAACAGGCAUUUCAGUAGCCGCAUUCUAAUCUGGCAAGCACUCCGCAAAUCUCAAACUUGCUAACUGCUUGCAAACAUUACAUAGUGCUGUUUAUGCGUGUUGUAGAUCAGAUCUCAGGAUCACGAGGAGCAGGAUCAGGUUAAGAAUUUAAUCAGCGUUUGAAAGGUUUAAGGAUCAGCUUUGGCCUUUCGAAUCAUGCUUGGCCGCGUGCAGACAACGAAUGGCCUUUCCCAGCGUAGACUUUAGCUUCGACCAAAGACGAGAGCCGUCGCUGGAACUGCGAUUGGCGCCAUAUAGUUACCUGAUCGCACUACGAUUCGUUAUAACCUGUCCUGAACUGUUGUUGAGCCAAAAUUAUCUGAAACAUAUUGAUAUAACUGCAAAUGCAGCAACAAGGAUAGCCCACUAUAGGGAAAUGGGAGGAUGUCAAGUUAUGAGAGCUUUCAAAUCCCGGAACAUCGCCAGGAAGCUUGGCUGAAGUCAAGUUUUUCUAGAGUUACAAGAUCAAGGUGGUCUCUUAGGAGCUGCUAGUUUGCCAAAACCACUGGUUCCUUUGAGAUACAGGCGGAAGACGCUGAAAUCUGAGGAUGUUAAGGCGACGCAACAAGAAGUCCAUUGAGAAACCUGUUUUACUCUUCAGAUAAUUUUGGCUCCAUCUUAACUCCUCGAGCAGUGGACUCAGGUAGUUCAAGCGACAUGGUUAUUGGUUACCACUAGGCGAACGCUUCAUUGCCACUCGUUGACAGGCGGAACUAUUCUGUCUCAUGGUGAUUGGGACCCGUUAUGAUCUGUGUGAUAGAAAGUUAGUUAAGGGACAUGAGAAAGAACAGACCGUGACCGCACCCCAGCACAAUUCAUUCGAAAUGAUUAAAAUAUCAUAGCACCGACAUGACAUUUAUCAUAAAAAGUUCCGAAUCUAACGAAAAUAAGAUCAGCCCCUUUAGCACAACUUGUCGCGCGCGAGGUCAUACAUCAAGCGCGACGUCAAGUAUGGACUCCUGCGCGACAAGGCGUUGUGCUAAAGGGUCAGGCGUGUCUUUUAAGUUUAAUUUAUAUGAAGGUCGAGUAAUGUAGAUACAGUAUUAAGAUGGAUUCUCAAUGGUCAAUGAGUGAGCGGUGCCUUCUCUAUACCAAAUAAUCUACUCUAAUUCAGAAACGAUCUUAAUACUCGUAGAGUAAGUAGAUAUGAAUUGAAUUGACGAAUUAAAUGAUCUCAAAGGUUUGAAUGGAAUGCUUUUGCGUUAUGUAAUUUGAUCUAACAAUAGUUCGAUCUUAGACAGGAUGUCCGUACAAGUAGCACUUUCCCAAAUGAAAUCAUUGUUGGUUAUGAGAAAACAUUUAAAAUUUGAUACGAAACGUAGAUAGGUACCUAGUAUUUUAAUACGGGAAUGUACAACUAUUUCGACCUAUGUAUUGGUAAAGUUUGCUAUUUAUAUUAUAGUAGGGUAGGUUACUGGGUGUCACACUAGUGUCAACAUAACAACACAUACACAAAUGUAGUGAGAAAAGAUUUGCCUUCGUAUUGUGACGGAAACGUACGAACAUGUCAUGCUAUUUCAGUCAGUCUCAGUACAAGAUGUACUGACAGUCUAACAUUGACUGAACUAGCAUGACAAAUACGAACGUUUCCGAAAAAAAUAUGAAGAAAACUCUUUUCGCAUUACAUCUGUAACGAAAUGUUAAAGCGUGUGAUCUUUAGAAUUUUCAUGGCAGAAUAGGGACUAAUUAAUGACGAUAUGUCCCAUAAUGAAGUUCGGUAAUUGUCAAUCGUCUAGUCUAUAUUCUAAUUGCCGCUACUUCUAUUUUCAGUGGAGUUUGAAUUGUGAUGAAUUAGAAUUAGAACUGAAAUCCCACUGAAAACAAAUGAGUCGCGGUAAUUAGAAUUCACCCUUGCGUCUUGAGAAUGGUCGAGUUCAAAAAACUCACGCUACAUAACCGAUAUCGCACAGAAGCAAAACGUCACUACUUUAAAAAAAACUUGUAUCUUCGUCUGUCGAUGAAAAGAAAAUUGUAGUAAGUAUGUAUGGAAUUCAUAUAGACUUACUGCGUUUUAACUUUGAGGAGCAGCGUGAGAUACGAGAUUUUUUCAAAGUAGUGACGAAAUGAAGAUCCUACAUUGCUAACAAAUCCAUCCAUAUAUAGAGUUGGUAGAAAAUUGAUUAUGUUGGCACUAUUUAACAAAAUAUUUUAGAACUUAGUGACAGUAUCCUGCCCUAUACGAGUAAGUAGGCUGGAAGGGCCGGGUAUGUGAAUAAUCAUCGAUUUAUAAUUUUUAUAACGGCUGUCGUGUGAUACUAUUUAAAUUAAUUUAUUAAGCCUAUGUUAAUUAUUUUUAUUAGAAUGGACCUUAUUAUUAAAGAUUACGGUCUUCCUAUACUUAUACCAACAUUUAUUGACAAGGCUUGGAGUAGGGAAUCGAUAUUUAAUUUACUCUAAUACGUAUUUAUUAAUGAGUGUACCUAUGGUCGAACAGGUAUGUAAACUAUCAAGAAUGUUCGGUUUUUAUUUUAGAUAUACAAUAGUGGAUUGGUAUUAUUUAAUGAAUGUGUAAGUAUUUAUUUACCUAAUCUCAUUGGCUGAAUAAUAUCUUAUUUGUAGAAUCGCAAUUUUGGGUGCCUGUUUAAAAACUGACGAUAUGAAUAAGUGACACCAAAGUACCUAUUUAUUAAUCUGUGACCAAAGUUUGUAACUUGCUUACGUACAUACAUUCUUAACAAAAAGACAACCAAAUGAUC
This is a messenger RNA of Leguminivora glycinivorella, 3916 nucleotides long. RefSeq lists its product as uncharacterized. Gene Ontology annotation, molecular function: acyltransferase activity, transferring groups other than amino-acyl groups. The coding region runs from base 112 to 978 and encodes 288 amino acids. The record is from RefSeq and is a predicted model, not a curated record. NCBI's taxonomy places the organism in Eukaryota, Metazoa, Arthropoda, Insecta, Lepidoptera, Tortricidae. The transcript is spliced from 7 exons.